AUGUGCAAUAAUGAAGCCUCCAGUUUGGAUUCUAAAAAGAAAAACAUUGUACCUAUUUCUUCUCUCUCCUCUGAUGGUGCCAUCCUUGACAAGGAACUCAUUUUGCCUCAUGAAGGCACAGAGGCCGUGGAUCCAGGGGCUACAACAGAAGGGAAAGCAGUUUUCUGCUACAUGGAAGUGGAGAAACGAAGUCCUGUUGAGAGGCUGACUCCCAAGGGAGUUAGAGUCACUCAUAAGAUAAGUGACUCACAGCUGCGCAGCUACUCAAAGGACUGUUACUUCAAAUGGAAUGGCCCACCUUCGGGGUGGGAUGGCCCCGAGAGGGAUCUCGCCCUCUCUGUGAUUCAGGCGGUUCAAGACAGAGUCAUGGACCCAGGGUACGGAGGCCACCCUGGCCAGGCCCCCUACAUACUCACCUGGCAGUACCUUGUUAAGAAUGCCCCUCUCUGGCUAAAACCUUUUCUCUUUCCACCCACUCCCACAGCACCUACCCCCCCUCCCCCGGGGCUGCCACCCCCAGCAAUCCAAGCCAUCACCAAAUAUGACUUCAAAGCUACUGCAGACGAUGAGCUGAGCUUCAAGAGGGGGGACAUCCUCAAGGUUUUGAAUAAAGAAUGUGACCAGAACUGGUACAAGGCAGAGCUCAAUGGGAAAGACGGCUUCAUUCCCAAGAAUUACAUAGAAAUGAAACCACAUCCGUAGUUUUUUGGCAAAAUCCCCAGAGCCAAGGCAGAAGAAAUGCUUAGCAAACAGCGGCAUGAUGGGGCCUUUCUUAUCCGAGAGAGUGAGAGUGCUCCUGGGGAUUUCUCCCUCUCGGUCAGGUUUGGAAAUGAUGUGCAGCACUUCAAGGUGCUCUCAGAUGGAGCCCGAAAAUAUUUCCUCUGGGUGGUGAAGUUCAAUUCUUUGAAUGAGCUGGUAGAUUAUCACAGAUCUAUAUCCGUCUCCAGAAACCAGCAGAUAUUCCUCUGGGACAUAGAACAGGUGCCACAGCAGCCAAUGUAUGAUGGAGAGCUGGGAUUCCGUCGGGGAGACUUUAUCCACGUGAUGGAUAACUGGUGGAAAGGGGCUUGCCACGGGCAGACCGGCAUGUUUCCCCACAAUUACAUCACCCCCGUGAACCAGAAUGUCUAA
Molecule: messenger RNA, 1131 nt
Organism: Manis javanica (Malayan pangolin)
Lineage: Eukaryota; Metazoa; Chordata; Mammalia; Pholidota; Manidae
Source: RefSeq, a predicted model, not a curated record